AUGGUCCUGCACAACCCCAACAACUGGCACUGGGUCAACAAGGACGUGUCCGAAUGGGCGCGCGAGUGGUUCAAGGACAAUUGCCUCAAGCUCGAAGCUGCCAAUGGCGACGUGACAGCCCGCAUCUCGGGUCUCCAAUCCAUGGAUGGCGACGUCGACGUCAGUCAGCGCAAGGGCAAGGUCAUAACCAUCUUCGACGUGAAGCUCGUCCUCGAAUACUCUGGGUCUGCUCCUGAUGCCGCUGACGUAUCCGGCUCCAUUACCGUCCCCGAAAUUGCCCACGACACAGAAGAGGACGAGUACGUGUUCGACGUGGAUCUCUUCGCCGAGUCCAAGGAAAAGCAGCCCGUGAAAGCCCUCGUAAAGUCGGAGCUUGUGCCCAAGCUGCGCCAGAUCUUCCAGAACCUCGCCCCAGCGGUCAUCAGCUACCACGGAAAGGAUAUCCAGCAUGCGCAGGGGUCGAAUCCCUCAAGCGGCUUCUCCACGCCUAAGAUGUACGAGAAGUCCGGCAGUACUAAACCUGCCACCACAUCAACGACCCAGACCUCGAGCUCGUCCAAAGUCAACACAACCACGGUGACCGAUUCCGUCGAAUUCCGCACAACAGCGCAAGAAGCGUACCAGGUCUUUGUUGAUCCGCAACGUAUCGCCGCGUUCACCCGGGCGCCUCCCAAGGUUUUUGAGGGUGCGAAGAAGGGAGGCAAGUUCGAGCUGUUUGGCGGAAACGUGUCCGGCGAGUACUUGGAGCUCGAUGAGCCUAAAAAGGUGGUCCAAAGCUGGCGGUUGGCGCAGUGGCCAGCUAACCACUACUCGACCCUCAAGAUCGAGUUCGAUCAGAACGAUGUCGAUCAUGUGACCGUCAUGCGGGUGACAUGGGAUGGUGUGCCCGUCGGACAGGAGGAGGUCACCAAGAGGAAUUGGACGGAGUAUUAUGUCAAGAGCAUCAAGCAGACAUUUGGCUUCGGCACCAUUCUAUAA
Molecule: messenger RNA, 978 nt
Organism: Emericellopsis cladophorae
Lineage: Eukaryota; Fungi; Ascomycota; Sordariomycetes; Hypocreales; Bionectriaceae
Product: Activator of Hsp90 ATPase
Exons: 4
Coding region: 1-978 (325 amino acids)
Biological process (GO): protein folding; positive regulation of ATP-dependent activity
Cellular component (GO): cytosol
Molecular function (GO): protein-folding chaperone binding; ATPase activator activity
Source: RefSeq, a predicted model, not a curated record